Penicillium soppii is the source of this 4347-nucleotide messenger RNA. Its product is annotated as DNA-directed RNA polymerase III core subunit RPO31. The transcript is spliced from 2 exons. Gene Ontology annotation, molecular function: DNA-directed RNA polymerase activity; DNA binding. The record is from RefSeq and is a predicted model, not a curated record. Lineage: Eukaryota; Fungi; Ascomycota; Eurotiomycetes; Eurotiales; Aspergillaceae. The coding region runs from base 1 to 4347 and encodes 1448 amino acids. Gene Ontology annotation, biological process: DNA-templated transcription.
AUGCAGCCUCCAGAGGGUGCACCGGUAGACCUGGGCAAGGCCCAGGUUCUUGACAGUGUUCCUAAGGUGAUCAAAGAAUUGAAGUUUGGUGUCUUAACCAACGAUGAUAUCGUCGGCCAAGCGGUGGUGGAAGUUUCCGACCGAAAGUUUUUCGACUUGGACCAGGCCCGAACGGUCGUCGCCAAUGGACCUCUCGACCAACGCAUGGGUAUCUCGAACAAGACUGACGCUUGCGCAACCUGUGGAAAUAACCUCAAAGACUGCAAUGGUCAUUUUGGUCAUGUAAGACUAGUUUUGCCAUCUUUCCAUGUCGGUUACUUCAAGCGUGUUAUUGGCAUUCUCCAAGAAAUUUGCAAAGAAUGCUCAAACAUCCUGCUCCCCGAAGCGGAGCGCCGUACCUUCCUCCGUGAAAUGCGCCGUCCGGGUCUCGAUAAUCUGCGGCGAAACCAGAUCGCCAAACGCAUCAACGAACGGUGCCGAAAAACUCGUGAAUGUACAUACUGCGGUGCGAUCAACGGCGUCGUAAAAAAGACCGGAACGAGCGCCCUCAAGAUUACCCACGACAAGUUCCGUGCAUUCAAUGCCUCGACCUCUGUGAAAAAACAAACCCCAAUCAGUAAAGAUGUCUUCGACAACUCCUUCCUCGAGGCGCGAGGUGCCAAUCCCGAGGUGGAGAAACAUUUCAAGAAAGCACAGGAUGAUAUGAACGCCCUUCGCGUACUCAAGCUGUUCAAGAAAAUGUCCGAUUCCGAUUGCGAGCUUAUUGGAAUGAACCCGAAAGAAGCACGCCCGGAGAUGUUCUUGUGGCAAUUCAUUCCGGCCCCUCCGGUUUGUAUUCGACCCUCAGUGGGCCAAGAUGGCGCAUCUACCGAAGACGACUUGACUGCUAAACUGGGUGACAUCGUGCAGAGCAAUAUCAACCUUAAGAAUGCUUUGCUCAAGGGUGCUCCUGUUCAGACAAUUAUGGAAUGCUGGGACUACAUGCAGCUUCAGAUCGCUGUCUACAUCAACAGUGAUGUCCCCGGUCUUAACAAAGCCGACCUCGGAAAGCCUAUUCGAGGCUUCGUUCAGCGCCUGAAGGGAAAACAAGGUCGUUUCCGUGGUAAUUUGUCAGGAAAACGUGUUGAUUUCUCUGGCCGAACCGUCAUUUCACCUGAUCCGAAUUUGCGAGUCGACGAGGUUGCAGUUCCAGAGCUUGUAGCAAAGAACAUGACCUAUCCUGAGCUUGUGACUCGAUACAAUAAGGAGAAGCUGCAGCAAAGAAUUAUUAAUGGCAGCAACAAGUGGCCCGGAGCGAACCUGAUCAUUAAAAAAGGAACUGGUUUCAAGCAGAUGCUGAAGUACGGUAACACCGCGUGGAUGGCUGAUCAACUCCAAGAAGGUGAUAUGGUCGAGCGUCACAUCGAAGAUGGCGACAUUGUGCUCUUCAACCGACAGCCUUCACUCCACAAGCUCAGUAUUCUGUCUCAUUUUGCCAAAGUCCGUCCCCACAGGACUUUUCGACUGAAUGAGUGUGUUUGCAACCCUUACAACGCCGAUUUCGACGGAGACGAGAUGAACCUUCACGUCCCUCAAACAGAGGAAGCCCGAGCAGAAGCAAUGGAACUCAUGGGUGUGAAGAACAACCUGGCCACGCCUAAAAACGGAGAGCCCAUCAUUUCUGCCAUCCAGGAUUUCAUCAGUGCUGCCUACAUUCUUAGUAGCAAAGACAAUUUCUUUGACCGUGCCUCUUUCUCCCAAAUCUGUCUUUACAUGCUUGGUCCAGAGACCAGGUUUGACCUUCCGCCACCGUCUGUCCUGAAACCCCAGAUGCUCUGGACUGGUAAACAGGUGUUCAACAUCCUUAUGCACCCCAACAAAGACGACCCUGUUCUGGUAAAUUUGGAUGCUGCUUGCCGUGAGUUCAAACAGCCCAAGGAUGGUCGCCCGAAGGACUUGGACCCCAAUGAUGGCUGGUUGGUUAUUCGUAACUCAGAGGUCAUGUGCGGUGUGAUGGAUAAGUCUACAAUCGGUUCCGGAAAGAAAGAUAACGUCUUCUAUAUUAUGCUCAGAGAUUUCGGUCCACCUGCAGCAGCUGAGGGCAUGAACCGUUUAUCAAAACUGUCUGCCCGAUGGUUCACCAACAUCGGUUUCUCUAUUGGUAUUGGAGAUGUCUACCCCAGCGCAGGACUGGUUCAGUCCAAGAACGACUUGGUAGAAGCAGCAUAUGCCGCUUGUGACGAAGUCAUUGCUCAGUAUAAGGCAGGCACUCUGGAAAAGUACCCUGGAUGUGACGAAUUGCAGACCAUGGAGAACCAGCUCUCCGGUAUUCUCAGUAAGGUCCGUCAACAAGCUGGUGACGAGUGUAUUCAGCAGCUCAGCAAGUACAACUCGCCCUUGAUCAUGGCAACUUCAGGAUCCAAGGGUUCCAGUAUCAACGUGUCCCAGAUGGUUGCCCUUGUCGGUCAGCAAAUUAUCGGUGGUCAGCGUGUACAGGAUGGUUUCCAAGAUCGUACCUUGCCGCAUUUCCCGAAGAAUGCUCGUCAGCCUCCCUCAAAGGGUUUCGUUCGCAACAGUUUCUUCUCCGGCUUACAGCCUUACGAGUUCAUUUUCCACGCUAUGUCUGGUCGUGAAGGUCUGGUCGAUACAGCUGUCAAGACUGCCGAGACCGGUUACAUGUCUCGUCGUCUGAUGAAGUCUCUUGAAGAUUUGUCAUCCAUGUAUGAUGACACCGUCCGUAACUCAUCUGCUGCCAUCGUUCAAUUCCAGUACGGUGAUGAUAAGUUGGAUCCCGUGGAUAUGGAGGGUAAAGCCAAGCCGGUCCACUUCGAUCGGACUUUCAUUCACUCCGAGUCAACAACAUACAACAACGACGAGCCCAGCUUGUUGCCAGCUGAAAUGAUGGACAUUUGCGAGAGCAUGCUUGCAAAGGAACGUGCUAAGCUCACCCGCAAGGACUUGAUGGGCAAUGUUCUUGGGUAUAUGGACCGCAGUGACCAUGGUGUCGACCAGUUCGAGAGUGCGCGUGACUUCCUGGACUCAAUUCAAGAAUACAUCGAAAAGAGGGCUGAUAGAUUGAUCUCCCGGGGUGGUGAUAUUGACCCGUCUGAUCAGCGGAGCCGAAAGGCUCUGGAUCACACAGGCAAGCUGACGGAAACUACUCUGAGGGCCUUUAUCACUGCCUGUUUGUUGAAAUAUAAACGGGCCCAGGUCGAGCCAGGUCAUGCUGUGGGUGCUGUGGGUGCCCAGUCUAUCGGUGAACCGGGAACACAAAUGACAUUGAAAACUUUCCAUUUUGCUGGUGUCGCCGGAAUGAGUAUCACUCAGGGUGUUCCCCGUAUCAAGGAAAUUAUCAACGCCUCGAAAGAAAUCAGUACGCCAGUCGUGGCGUGCGAUCUCGUCACCAAAGAUAGCACCAUCGCUGCUCGUAUUGUGAAGGGCCGAAUUGAAAAGACCUUCUUGCGCGAUAUUAUCCAUUCCAUCACGGAGUUCUGGACCACCGACGAUGCCUAUCUGAAAGUCAUCAUUAACUGGAAGACAAUUGAGGACCUGUCGCUGGAAAUCACGACGCCGCAGAUUGUGCACGCGAUUAAAACCCACAAGCGCUUCAAGGGCAGCGAUCUGAAAUUCUCAUUCAAGCAAUCCUCAAUCAAGGUCCACAUGGAUCUCGAUCCAGCCACCAAGGCAUCUCUCUCUAAGACCGAGGUUGCAGCCACGAGCAUCGAUCCCUUCUUGCGUCUGAAACAUCUCAAGCGUCAUUUGCCUAAUAUUCAAAUCUUAGGUCACCCGCGUGCCACCCGUGCUAUCAUCCGUACAGACGAAAAGUCUACCACCAACACACUACUCGUGGAAGGUUAUGGUUUGCGGGAGUGCAUGACUACAAUGGGUGUGGAUGGUUUGCACACCAAGACCAACAACAUCAUGGAAGCCCGAGAUGUUCUGGGUAUCGAGGCUGCUCGAAGCACAAUUGUCGUGGAAAUUAGUGAGGUCAUGAAGGACAUGGACAUUGAUCCCCGUCACAUGCAACUUCUGGCAGACGUCAUGACCUACAAGGGCGAAGUGUUGGGUAUUACUCGAUUCGGUUUGGCCAAGAUGCGUGACUCGGUGCUUCAACUUGCUUCCUUCGAGAAAACCGCCGAUCAUUUGUUCGAUGCCGGUGGCCUUGGUCGCACCGAUCUCAUCGAGGGUGUUUCGGAAUGUAUUAUCAUGGGCAAGACGGUAUCAUUGGGCACAGGUGCAAUGGAAGUUGUUCGUAAGCUCAACUUCUAUGAAGGCCAGAUUGGCCCACGGAAAACGGUCUUUGAAGACGUUUGGACCGAGCAUUGUGAGGCGCCUUUGACCAGGCGACCUAAGAGGAAGGUCCGGUGA